Messenger RNA from Symsagittifera roscoffensis, 1495 nucleotides. RefSeq lists its product as uncharacterized. NCBI's taxonomy places the organism in Eukaryota, Metazoa, Xenacoelomorpha, Acoela, Convolutidae. The coding region runs from base 399 to 1403 and encodes 334 amino acids. The record is from RefSeq and is a predicted model, not a curated record. The transcript has 3 exons.
AAUCGUUCAAAAAAUGACUACAAUCUAACAAAGAACGCAAGUAAAUUUUACAAGUUCACUUCAUAUUUCUAACAAAAGCUGAGAAAAUGAUCUGUCUCGGUGAGCAAUGAAGACAGCAAGUCAAUCUUGUCGAGUAUUCAUAACUUAAAUUAGCUUAAUUAGAAAUCAUGUUUCAAGUGGCUUUCUAGCUGAUUCAAGAAGUUUAUCGAAACCUUUCAUUCAUUCUCAAUUAUUUGAGCUCACUAGAACGUGAAACAUCAUCAUCACCGUACGUUUUCCAACAUCUUCGAUUCGAAGGUGCGACCGAUAAUAUUCUUUUCGAUUCUAAUUGCAAGUGAGAAAAGCCUAAAGCAGCCAUAUUUUUCUCGAUUCUGAGAUUAGUCCAAACUGCGCUGAUAAUGCCGAGCGACCAAAUUUCCAGAUUUAUUCGUAAGAAUGACCAACAACCUGUAAUACUUAACGCUCCAAAACAGAUACCGACCGAUAGAAAAAGGGAUCCAAACUCUAUCGAGGAGAAAUCUAGGAAAUUCCACUAUCACAUGCACCAAGCACUUAUGCAGGAACACAAAGUGAAAAUAGCACAUGUGAUCCAAAAGGACACGGAACCCACUCAACAGACCACUAUAGUCGCAUCGGAGGCUGAAAAAGUGUCUCCACCGAAGUUCGCAAUGGGCAUGAAAAAGAGGAGGGACAGGAAUCCUCCAAUCGUGGUUGAAGUGAUGGUGAAAGACACUUCGAAAGAGGGCAGAGCAAAUGCCAGGAACAGUUCGGAGCAAUACAACCCCAUAGAAUGGUGUCUCAAAUGUUACACGAGUGCCCUGUCCAACAGCAUCUUGUGGACUGAACGGGAAGUUCACUCUUGUUCGAUGCUCAGUCCCUCAAAAAAACAACAUCUCCGCCAAUUGAGCAACCUAGCCCAAAUUAUAGACGGCCACGUACUCCAGUCUGCGACUUACAAAGAAGAUAUCUUCAGCAAAACUCAAACAAAAGAUAGCAAAGAUGAUCGAAUUGGGAAAUGUGUCAACUUUCAACUUCCGGCCACUUUUAGUGACUACGUACCAAAACCAGAAUCAGAUAAACGGUCCAACCUUGACCGAGAUUUAUCUUACAUAAUUAACGGUUUCUACAAAGUUCCACCUCGCACACCUGCAACGCCCGCCCCUCUGCCAAACCCGUUCGUGAAGAAACACCAUGAUGAUUCGCGGUCGCCUCGAGAAGGGGAGAGGGGUCGAUUUAUGGACAGAAAAGCAAGAGACCAAGUCCGAUUUUUCAGAGCGAACUCAAAAAUGAAGAGUGCCAGUCGCAUCAACGACCAAAACAAACCCGCAGUUAGGAAGUUAAGUGAGCAUAGUCAACAAACCCGGAAAAACAGCCGACAGACUCAGAAAAACUCUCUUGGAUAAAAUACCAUAUAAAGUACUUUGGCUCCUUUGCUUCCCCACAUUUAUACUUAAUUUUCAUUCAGUUAAUUUAACGUUGUCAUUAUACAAGGACA